Molecule: messenger RNA, 1486 nt
Organism: Scutellospora calospora
Lineage: Eukaryota; Fungi; Glomeromycota; Glomeromycetes; Diversisporales; Gigasporaceae
Source: the annotation of a GenBank genome assembly
GGUACACGACCUAAUUACCAUCUGGCAAAGAGUCGAAACUUUGGCAACAUUUAAUAAUAUGAGUGAAAUUCCAAAUAUCCAGAUUAAUAUCCAAAGUAUUUGGUGUCAUGGCGUGCAAAGUAAUACAACAAUUUCGCACCAGGAAAGUGCCAAAAACGUUCAAGAUUCUAUGAGAAAACGAAACUCUAAUUCAUAUGAUGACAGUUUAACUGAGACAUAUAUUUCCAGUUUGAAAAACAAGAAAGACGAAAUCGGGAUUUUAAUCCCUACUGACGAAGGAAAAGAUCCAAAAAGGAAGAUAGGAGAAGACAACCAAUCGAAUGAUCUGUUUCAAUUUCACGAAAAAAUAAAUGACGAUGAUGAAUUUCUUGAAAAUAUUGGACUUUUAUUUAAUGAAUCAAAUGAGGAAUCAAUUAUUGAAAAAGUUGAUGAGAGUUCGCUGUUGGACGAAAUUCGAUUGCCAUCAGUAAACAUUAAUAAUGAGGAGUUACUUGAAACAAAUAUAAUCGAAGAAUUUAGCAAAUAUCAAAAAAAGAUACCAAAAACUCGCAAGGCUUUGACCCCUGCGUAUUGGGGAAUAUUGGAUUUGACGAAGGAGAGUCUCAAAGACUCAGGUAUAAAUGAUAUGGAUAUACAAAAAUUAUCUCAGGAUUUUUCAAACAAAAUUGGAUGGAAUGGUAUUACAGCCCCAAAAGAAAUUCAAGAAUAUUUUGACGGAAAUUGUGUAGAUGUCAAUAAUAUCGAUGUCAUCAAAAAAUUAGACAGGAACAUCCAAUUUAUGAAAGAUAAAAUGCCAAAGUUACGAAAUAUGUGCACCGAAGAAGAAUUAAAAAUGUCAACAACAUUUCCAUUAUUUUCAGGAAUUUUCAAUUCGCCUAAUAUAAAUAGUUCUUGGGGUGAAAUUCAAGCAAUCUCGACAAAUAAAGCACGAAAUGAAGAACAAAAUCCCUUCACGAGGGCUAGAGUUGAAUAUAAGGUUGACAUGAGAGGAAUCUUGGUCAAAACGCCAAAAAAAUUUGAAAUAAUAUAUGGCGAAAUUUCCGGUGGUUUGACUUAUUUUGGUUUGCCUGCGUCUUGCAGGAAAAAACAAUAUGUAGAUAAGGUCAAACUUAUGGUGAUGUUAAGGAACAGUCUCAAUCAAGUUUUUAAAAACUAUUUGCAUAUAACAGACGAACAACGUAAAAAGUUAAUAGUGUACGGUUGGUUACAAGUUGGAGUUGAGUUAAGCUUUUACGCUAUGGAUUGGAUUGGAUCCGGAAUAUACAGAUUUGGUAAAUUAGAUAAGUGUGAAUUACCGGUCGAUGAAGACGACAUAAGCAUCCUUGAGGAUGCAUACUGCAUCCUUAGGUUGUUAGAGUCGAAAUCGCUUGAAUCAGAAAAAUUCAUAAAAGAAAUCUUACAAAAUAAUACGAAAAACAAAAGACGGCGUAUGAUGACAGAAAGUGAUCCUCAUUUAAAUAAGAACCGAACUCCUAUUAAAAGAUAG